Molecule: messenger RNA, 732 nt
Organism: Cladophialophora psammophila CBS 110553
Lineage: Eukaryota; Fungi; Ascomycota; Eurotiomycetes; Chaetothyriales; Herpotrichiellaceae
Exons: 1
Coding region: 1-732 (243 amino acids)
Molecular function (GO): protein dimerization activity
Source: RefSeq, a predicted model, not a curated record
AUGUCUUUCGAUGUCAGUGAUAUUCUUUUAGCCAACUGCUGGGACUCCAAACUCAUCGAUCACGGGACCUACUUAACCCCAGCUGGCGAAAAUAUUAUUCCUUGUGCGACACCUGAUGCCGCUUCAAGUUUUAUUCCUGUCGAGCUCUAUGAAUAUCCAUACAAAGGAAAUGGCUUCGACUUCGUGGAAGCACAGAACACACAAAUCGAUUUACUGAACAGUACCAGUUGUUUGCCAAUGUCACCUAAGUGCGAGGAUGUUGGUCACACUACCCGGCAUUCCAAGCAAUCGACUGUUCAUAAUGACAAUACUGAUACAACCCCUCUCUGCACGAUUCAUAGUCGGCAAAUACGCAUCAGAUCCUCAAAUUCUGGUGCAAGUGGACGAGCAGAGUCUAGAACUGGUCCCAAAGCACAUAAUCAGGAAAGGAAAAGAAUCAGCGACAAAAGACAAGCUCAUUCUAUCAUUGAACGAAGAUAUCGUGACAAGGUAAAUAACAAAUUGAAGGAGUUGUAUUUUACACUGCUCGAGGCGAAGCAUCGGAUACGCUCGCGGACUGAGGCCUCGGACUGUGUUGUGAUGAGCGAGCCAUCCACUAGCAAGAAGUCCGACGUGAUCAACGAUGCUAUCAACUACAUUCACGAGUCUGAAAUCAACUUUCGGCACAUGGCAGACGAAAUCCAAAGCCUCAGGACUCAGAUCAACGACCUUGAGAAUAAAAAGAUGGCUUGA